AGUUUGAAGAACAUGCUGGACAAGAAGAUGCUGCAGAUUGACGUGACGUUCGGCACGUAUCUGUUUUCUCCAAUCGAGAAGUUUGCGUAUUAUUCGAUUGCCUUUUUGCUCUUUGGCUUGACGUCCAUCGCCAUCAUCCUCUACCUGCCACACCACAUUUCGAUUCUCGCCGGCCGAGCGUGGUACUACAUCAACGGCGAGACGAUUGACGUUGCU
Trichoderma reesei QM6a is the source of this 216-nucleotide messenger RNA. RefSeq lists its product as uncharacterized. NCBI's taxonomy places the organism in Eukaryota, Fungi, Ascomycota, Sordariomycetes, Hypocreales, Hypocreaceae. The record is from RefSeq and is a predicted model, not a curated record. The annotation marks the transcript as partial. The transcript has 2 exons.